This is a messenger RNA of Verticillium alfalfae VaMs.102, 816 nucleotides long. RefSeq lists its product with no specific name. The transcript has 2 exons. The record is from RefSeq and is a predicted model, not a curated record. The coding region runs from base 1 to 816 and encodes 271 amino acids. NCBI's taxonomy places the organism in Eukaryota, Fungi, Ascomycota, Sordariomycetes, Glomerellales, Plectosphaerellaceae.
AUGUUCUUUCUGCGCCUCUUUGUACCACUUAGCCUUGCUCUGGGAGCUAUCGCUGUCCCCUUGGACACCUCUGAGGUCCAGGAGCAGCUCCCCGACGGCCUCAACCUCUGCAUUGAAGAAAAGAACUGCGAAGUUUACAAGCUCGACGACGGCGCAUGGUCCUUCCGAUACAUCCCAGGUAUGGAGCCUGGUACGGAUUGGUAUAACGAGCACGCGAACACCACGGACGAAAUCGGCCCUCAGCCAGACGACGUUCUCGAUAAGCGACAUUCGCCAUGCGACAGCAGCAACGGCAGAACAUGCUCGUCUAUCUGGGUCAGGCCCGACCGUACUCUAUACGGCACACUCUGGCCCAGAACUGCCAUUCAAGUCCUUGGGCAUAACUGCUACGAAUUUGGCUGUAACGUCGGCCAGAUUUCGCAGUCGACGUCAUGGUCGACUGGUGGCGGCCCCGGAACUAUCCCCGAUCAGCUACGUAUCACGCCUAACGGUGUUUUCGACCCGUCCAUCCGUUGGCAUCUCAUUGUUGCGAUUCAAGAUGUUCUUAGGGAUAUGACAACCAGUCAUCGGGUUAUUAGCGGUCACACUCAUCAUACCCCGCCAUGGUCGGCCACGAUGCACCAGGCGCCGUACCGUAUCCACGUUGCUCGCUUCCGCAACCAGGCUAUGCAGGGGGAUCUGUCAGUGAACAUUUCGAUGCGAGGUGCCGGCGCUUGGGGAUGUGCUCAAGUGCUGCAAUACCUUGGUACAGCGAUCGGGUACUUGAAUCCAAUGCUUGGCGGAGCUCUGGGCCAACUUUCGGCCUUCUGUGCCUAG